AAAGUGACUUAAAAGUUUAUUAUUUUCAAAAUGGUUCUCGUUAUAUAAGUAACAACUUAUUAAAGCUACAUUUGAACGAAUAAUGGAAAUCAUCAUCAUUGUUAUAUUGGUGACAAUAGUCAUAAUUCUCGCCACUUUCUGUUUGAAUAACCGAUUUAUGGUAUCCGGGAAUAGUCUCCCAGGACCGAUAGCUUGGCCCCUUUUCGGAAAUAUUCUGAUGGUUAGUAGGAGCAAAAACUUUUAUCAGUUGACGAAGAGCUUACAAGAGAAGUAUGGGAACGUUUACAGAUUAAAGUUAGGACAAUUAACUGUUGUGUGCAUAUUUGGACAUAAAAAUUUAUCCCAAAUUAUGGCUGAAGAUGGCGAAAAUUCUUCACAAAGACCCAACUGGAUGUUUUGCGCAAAGAAAGUAUUCAAAGAAAAAGGUAUUGUAUGGGCGAAUGGACACCAGUGGAAGGAACUGAAUAAGCUUAUACUUCAAUCACAGCAGACAGAAACCUUCCAACAGAACAUGAAACAGGAGCUUACACAAGAGGUUAACGAACUCUGUAAAUGUUUCAGUCCUGAUAACGCUACAGAUCCUCUAGACUUUUUUUAUGAUCAUACACUCAAUGUUGUCUCAAUAAUGGUAUUCGGAAAGAGAUUUCAAUAUUGCGACAGGGAAUUUCACACCUUACGUUCUAGUAUCAAGUACAUCUUCAAAAAUGGACAGAGUUUGGGUAGAAAGGAAACAUUCUUUGGUUGGCUAGCUCUGUUUACAAAGUCCCAGGUAAACGAAGUAGUGGGAGAAAUUGACAAGUUGCAUGGGUUCAUAAAACAAAAAAUGGAGAAACAUGCUUUUGAAAAUAAACAAAAGUUGCCACAUGAUUUGUUAGCCGUUUAUUUGAAUCUGUCUGAAUCAGAAAGGAAGGACAGUGCAUUAUCAGAAGAUAAUGUGUUCCAAGCUAUCAUUGACAUGUAUAUUGCUGCAUACGACACGUAUACAGCCACAAUGAUAAUGAUUGUGUUUUAUCUAUUGAAAUACCCGGAUGUCCAAAGGAAAUGCAGGGAAGAAAUACACAAGGUAUGUAAAGGAAAAAGGUCCGUCACAAUUGACGAUAAAGAUAAACUGUGCUACGUCCAAUCAACGAUCAAAGAAGUCCUGCGUAUUGCAAAACCAGUUGUUUUAUCAAUAUACAGAACCAUCAACCGAAGUAUAACAGUCGAGGGGUAUAACAUUCCAGCAAAAUCAAUCAUACUGUUUGAUUUAAACGACCCACAGGUUGACCCUACACUAUGGGAUAAUCCUGACGUUUUUGACCCUGACAGAUGGAUAAACCCUCAUAAGGACGGAUACAUUCCUUUUGGUCUUGGACCAAGACGAUGUGUAGGUGCGCCAACGGUAGACCUGUCUCUAUUUCUGAUGAUCACAAAUAUACUUCAAAAAUUUGAAUUAGUUCCAGAAGACGAGAACAAUUUACCUAUGGAAAAAGAAUGGUCUGGGAUUGCUCUUUUUCCAAAACCCUUUAAAAUGUUUAUGAAGCCUGUGGAGUAAUUAUUGUCGAUAACUUCAAGAUUUUAAUGCUUUUUUAUUAUUUAACUUUUUCAUGUAACACAUACGAUAUUCCUACUUGUUUAAUACUGAUAGUUUUCUUUUUUCCUUCCUUUUUAUUUAUCUUUUGUAAUAUCACUUAUCAAUAAAUGUGUUUUUGUAAAUAUUGUGUAUGUCAUGGUUUAACGUGUCAUCUGUCAUAAUUGUCGUAGUUAUGAAGAACAUCCGACAUUUUUAUUUUGCUCUAUAUUAAUUUCAACAUU
Molecule: messenger RNA, 1794 nt
Organism: Mytilus trossulus (common blue mussel)
Lineage: Eukaryota; Metazoa; Mollusca; Bivalvia; Mytilida; Mytilidae
Product: cytochrome P450 2B1-like
Exons: 9
Coding region: 83-1534 (483 amino acids)
Biological process (GO): xenobiotic metabolic process
Cellular component (GO): cytoplasm; intracellular membrane-bounded organelle
Molecular function (GO): steroid hydroxylase activity; heme binding; iron ion binding
Source: RefSeq, a predicted model, not a curated record